This is a messenger RNA of Pteronotus mesoamericanus, 1091 nucleotides long. RefSeq names its product regulatory factor X associated protein (gene RFXAP). NCBI's taxonomy places the organism in Eukaryota, Metazoa, Chordata, Mammalia, Chiroptera, Mormoopidae. The transcript is spliced from 3 exons. The record is from RefSeq and is a predicted model, not a curated record. Bases 177 to 875 code for a protein of 232 amino acids. Gene Ontology annotation, biological process: regulation of transcription by RNA polymerase II. Gene Ontology annotation, cellular component: nucleus.
AGGUUGGGGUCGUGGAUCCCCCGCCAGGUCUCAGCAUCACGGAGGUGCAGGGCUUCGGCGCGGGGCCGGGCGCUGCCGGCGGGGCUCUGCACCCCGGGGCCCCCGCGCCCGCCGCGGGUGCGGCCCUGGCUGCAGCCCCGGUCCCGGGCGCCGCCCCGCAGGUCACCCUGCUGGUGAUGCGCCCCUGCGGCGCGCAGGACGACGGCGCAGCCGAGGGCGUCCUCGGGCCGGCGCCGGGCGCGGGGGGCGGCGCCGCGGCGGGCGGGACCCUCGGGUACCUGUGCGACGCGGCGGGGGACGGAGAGGACGAGGCCGUGGAGGACGAGGCUGACCUGCUGGACACUUCGGAUCCGCCGGGAGGCGGCGAGAGCGCGGCUAGUCUGGAGGACCUGGAGGACGAGGAGGCGCACUCCGGGGGCGAGGGUGGCGGCGGGGCCGCGCGCAGGCGGGGCGGCGGCGGGGUCGGCGUGAGCAAAACCUGCACCUACGAGGGCUGCAGCGAGACCACGAGCCAGGUGGCCAAGCAGCGCAAGCCGUGGAUGUGCAAGAAGCACCGCAACAAGAUGUACAAGGACAAGUACAAGAAGAAGAAAAGCGACCAGGCCCUGCACUGCGCGGGCACCGCUCCGGCCGGCAGCGCGGGCACCGCCAAACUGGAGGAAAGCGCAGACAACAUCCUCUCCAUCGUCAAACGAACAGGAGCCUGUGGGGAUCGGCCGGCGAGACCGACGCUUUUGGAACAAGUGUUAAAUCAAAAAAGGCUGUCGUUACUCAGGAGCCCCGAGGUGGUGCAGUUUUUGCAGAGGCAGCAGCAGCUUCUAAACCAGCAUGUCCUGGAGCAGAGGCAGCAGCGGUUCUCCGGGGCCUCGGUGUGAGGCCUCACGCGCCACCCACGCUGCGGGUUUUCACCCCGUUGCAGGAGGCAGAGCUAUUUUUAUACAGACCGUGGGUGAGAGAGGCCACCGAGACGUGGACAGCUAUUUUCUGUAAAUGCGUGUGCGCGUUUGGGGACCAGUAAGCAUCACACUUUGUGCCUCUGACCCUGUCAGAAACUCCAAGUAACUUCUAAUUACAAUGUAUUUGGAACAAAA